AUUGAGGCUGAGCUGAUAUUGUCAUCUGGGAUUUUAACUCGAUACAUACAAAAGAACAAGAUUGAGUCACAGCCUUGAUACGGUAGGCUCAGUUUAGCAAAGCGUUCAGUAAGUGGACUUGUUGGAAGAGAUUUAAACGACAGCUCGUUGUUGGCUUAUUUUGAUCGAAUGAAAUGGUUCGGACGAGUACGCCUCUCCUACUUAAUUCAAAUUUCAUCUGAAUAGAAUUUACAUUCUCAGUUCCCCUUCGUUCGAGCACCUAUACACCAACAUCUGUGUGCCUGACUACAUCGUUGAACUGAAUUUCCUCUCGUUCAGCAUGUCAAAAUACUUUUGUUUUGUGUUAUUAUUGGUCUUGUUGUUGAGAUCCCGAUUGAUCCAAAGUGAGCCUCUUAAUCCGGACAAUGCAACCUUCGCCCGUGAAGGCAAAGGUCAAAUAAAUAAUUUGACUAGCCUUGGCAUGGCUCUACAAAAGUUUGUGAAUCGUUUUGAGGAAGUCGAAAUGCAACAGAAUCGUAUUUUGGACAAGGCUGUUCGAUCCCUUGACCGAGAUAGUGGAGGUGCUGAUGGAAAUAGGCUUCCAUCCGUAAUUCACCUUUUGCCAGAUGAUUACGACAAACGACAGUUUCCACCUCAAAAAGACGAUGACACACCAAAUGAGAUCUCAAUCACUAUGGAUAUUUAUAGUAUCCCUCAGCUGGAUGAGAAAAAAGAAGAAAUCAUGUUGGAAGUGCGUCUGUCGCAUUAUUGGUACGAUUCAAGACUUGAGGCCGAUUUUAAAAAACCAAUUGAAUUGGUACCCGAGGCAAUCGGAGAAUUCUGGUCCCCAGACAGCUAUUUCCACCACGCCAAAGACUCCAAAACUGUUAAUCUGAUUCGGAAGCCGGCUAGUUUGAGAAUUACGCCGGAUAAAAUGAUUAAAUACACCAUGAUGACAAUGGUCACAAUUGGCUGCCCAAUGUCGUUCCACAUCUAUCCAAUGGAUCAACAAACAUGCAGGCUUGAGCUGCAAAGCUUUGGAUACAGCUUACAAUACAACAACUAUACGUGGAGACGAAAACCUUUCCUGAAGCGCGAUACAGUACUGGAUAAUCAUAAUGUCAAGAUAGCACAUUACGAGUUCACGUACACGAGUGAUGGUAUCAAAUACCCGGGUUUGGGCAUUCGAAUCGAACUCAGAAGGUACCUUGGGUACCACAUAACGCAAACCUACAUCCCAAGCGUUAUCUACGUGGCAGUGGCUUGGUUGUCGUUCGUGGUUCCCAGUGAUGUUGUUCCUGGGCGAAUGGUUCUGUGUGUGACGACUUUGCUCACCCUAACCUCGAUGUUUAAUUCCGUCAGAAACAUUACACCGCAAGCUUCGUAUAUGAAAGCUAUCGAUCUGUGGGUAUUUGUUUGCAUCUUAUUCGUAUUCUCGUCGUUGGCUGAGUAUGGAUUAAUCCUGCAUCUAACCAGUCGGUCAGCUUGGCAAAAAAGAAUGGACGCCCACAUCCGUGGAAAAACGGGCAAAGCCAGUCUCAAAACGAUUUCUCCGGCUCAACUAUUGUCGGUUACCAUGCACAAGGAGAAACGUCUGGGUGAAUCCUUGCAUCCCGAUUUCAUUUCUCCACGAGGAGGCUCUGGCCAGGAUGGGCGACAAGCCAAUUGUACUAUUUCAACGCCUUCACCAUUGGCUCCAAGGGACCCAGCUUUACCCUCGGAUAAAGAACGAUGGGCCUACACUAUCGAAUGGACGGUCAAAAUCAUUUACCCUUUGGCUUUUGCUAUUUUCAACGCUGCUUAUUGGACCAUUUACUUGCGACACUACAGCUCUGAGCCUGAAGUUUGAGAAUGAAGAUUUAAACACGAUGAGUGGGAAUUAAAUCAUGAAAUGCAGAAUGCGACACCAAUUGACAGUGUAAUUAUGAUGACUCCAUUACGUAUAGCGUACUUGCUCCCAUCGUUUGACUCACUGAGGAUUCCAGUUUGUGGUUUCCAUGAUAACUGUCUUGCCACUAAAACAUAUAUAUGGAAGUUUCCAGAAAUACAGUCGCUUUGAGGCAUUU
Tigriopus californicus is the source of this 2045-nucleotide messenger RNA. RefSeq names its product gamma-aminobutyric acid receptor subunit gamma-1-like. The coding region runs from base 320 to 1828 and encodes 502 amino acids. Lineage: Eukaryota; Metazoa; Arthropoda; Copepoda; Harpacticoida; Harpacticidae. The record is from RefSeq and is a predicted model, not a curated record. Gene Ontology annotation, cellular component: synapse; neuron projection; membrane. Gene Ontology annotation, molecular function: chloride channel activity; transmembrane signaling receptor activity; extracellular ligand-gated monoatomic ion channel activity. Gene Ontology annotation, biological process: chloride transmembrane transport; chemical synaptic transmission; signal transduction. The transcript has 8 exons.